This is a messenger RNA of Photinus pyralis (common eastern firefly), 1315 nucleotides long. Its product is annotated as syntaxin-17. Gene Ontology annotation, cellular component: plasma membrane; SNARE complex; endomembrane system. Gene Ontology annotation, molecular function: SNAP receptor activity; SNARE binding. The record is from RefSeq and is a predicted model, not a curated record. The transcript is spliced from 5 exons. NCBI's taxonomy places the organism in Eukaryota, Metazoa, Arthropoda, Insecta, Coleoptera, Lampyridae. Bases 1 to 1188 code for a protein of 395 amino acids. Gene Ontology annotation, biological process: intracellular protein transport; vesicle fusion; exocytosis.
AUGACACAAUAUCAAAGUGGAAGGUAUCUUUGCUCUAAAUUAACCGACCGGUGCCUCAGUGUUUCAUCUGCCAGCGAUUGGAGCACCCUAGCCUCAAAUUCAGAUAUGUUCCGAGGUGUGUCCGUUGCAACCGCACUGCGUGCACGGAAGAAAGAAAAUGUGCUUGAACUCGCGACCAUCAUCAGUUUCAAAAGAUCAAAGGAUUUGUUUUCCUUUGUGUUUUUGUCAAAAUUCUUGUUUAUUUUUAUAUUAUUAAAAAAUGUUGCAAAAGUAACAGAUAACAAAAUGAUAUCAUCAGCUAGUAAUGUUGAGAAGCAGCCAUUUAAAAUAAUCGAAAUACCUUUAACCAAAUUUAAAGACGAAGUUAUACCUCAUCACAGACAGACUUUCCAUAACUAUAAGGCUUCUAUUGAAAAGUAUAUCAGCGAGCAAAAUUCUGCGGAGAUUCAAAAAGAGCUACGGCAAAAAAGUAACGUAAACAAUCAACUAAAAGGUCUAAUUUACGAGUUGGAUGCUUUAAAAAAUCAAGUGCAAGAUUCCCAAAUUGACCAAUUUAACAAACAUGCCACACCAUUAAGAAAUCAAAUUGAAAACUUACUUAAAGAUUACUUAGAUCUGGAACUUGUAGCUAGAAGUAAGUUAAAGUAUUACACCGAUCAUAGCUUAGAGGAUGACACUGAAAAUCUGACUUUACAAAAUUGUCAGCUAGAGUUAGAAGACGACUUUAUCGAUUUAAAUGACGAAGAAAGGCAGUUACGGAGAAUUGAAGAUUUGAAUAGAGAUAUUCAAGAUGUUCACACCAUUUUUGAAAACCUUCAAGAACUCGUUGUAGAGCAGAAGGAGUCCGUCACGGAGGUGGAAAGGAAUAUAGAGUCUGCUGGGGUGAAUGUAAAAGAGGGCUUGGUAAACCUAAUCAAAGCGGCAAAAUUAAAGGGCGCUUCGUAUGUUGUUGCAGGUACUUGUAUAGGGACAAUGGUUGGCGGCCCCAUUGGAUCGGUUGCAGGAUUUAAAAUUGGAGCAGUUACUGCGCUUGGUUGUGGAAUUUUGGGUUAUUUAGGAGGAGAUUUCAUCAAGAAGAAGAAAUUACAACGAAUUCAAAAGACUGAAAUGGAAAUGAGCCAAAUAGAAAUGGAGAACAAAGCUGAUUGUGAUGACGAGGCGGGUGCAUCUUGCAAGAAAUUGCUGUGAUUUGUUUCUUGUCUGUUUGCUUAACUUGUAUAGUAAGAUUGUAUAUACUAUUUAAAGUGCUUUGUCCAUAAUUGAAUCUGUAAUUUUUCAUAUUUCUAGUAUUACAUUACAAAAUAAGUUAAUAAGU